GUUCAAACUUUAAGAAAUUUAAAUGUUAUAACUUUUAAUAAAAAAAUAUUUUACAAACCCCAACACCUUUCAGACAAGAAAAUGUAGAAGAUGGACAAAAAAUAAUCCGAUAAAGACAUUCACACCUUUUCAUGCAACAUCCAAACCCCAACACCAUUUCAUUUUUCUUCAUCUCUGAAACAAACACCAAACCCCCUAAAACCUCCUCCAACAAACAUGGCAAUGAGCAACAACAUCAUAGGCUUCAUAAACCUCCUCGCCUUAAUCCUCUCCAUCCCCAUCAUCGCCGCUGGAAUCUGGCUAACCAACGAACCAGCAGACACAUGUGUCAAGUUUCUCCAAUGGCCAGUCAUAAUCCUCGGUGUUCUCCUCUUAAUCGUCUCUCUCGCUGGUUUCAUUGGCUCCUUUUGGAGAGUCCCAUGUCUCAUGAUAUUCUACCUCGUUGCUAUGCUUGUGCUUAUUAUACUUCUUGUCUGUUUGGUUGUUUUUGUUUACAUGGUCACUGUUCGUGGUCAUGGUAUGAUUGAGCCUAAUCGCGCUUAUUUGGAGUACCGUUUGGAUGAUUUUUCGGGGUUUCUGAAGAGGAGAGUGAGAAGCUCUUUUAAAUGGGAUGUUAUUAGGAGUUGUUUGAGUGAGAGUAAUAUGUGUGCUGAGUUGAAUCAGAAUUUUCGUAUGGCUCAGGACUUCUUUAACGCUCGUCUAACGCCAAUGCAGACAGGAUGCUGCAAGCCACCAACACAAUGUGCAUACACAUUUGUGAACCCAACCUAUUGGAUUAGUCCAAUAAACAAUGCAGCAGAUAUGGAUUGUCUUCAAUGGAGCAACGACCAAACACAACUUUGUUACAGUUGUGAUUCAUGCAAAGCUGGUCUGUUGGCCAAUCUUAGGAAGGAAUGGAAAAGAGCAAAUGUGAUAUUGAUCAUCAGUGUUGUUGUUUUAAUUGUAGUUUAUUUGAUUGGGUGCUUUGCUUUUAGGAACGCCAAAACUGAAGAUCUCUUUCGCAAAUACAAACAAGGCUACACUUGAUCGUCACAAGAUUUAUUACUAGUAGUAUGCUUGUGUUGUGAUGUAAAGUUUGGUGAUGAAAUUGGAGGGUCAUUUUGUUGAGUUUAAUAUUAGUAAGUUGUGUUGGGAGAAAUGUUAAAUAAUUCUAAGUAUGAAUUUGUGUGUUUUCACUUAUUUUGAGUAGAAAAGAUGCUUGUCUUUUA
Molecule: messenger RNA, 1208 nt
Organism: Vicia villosa (hairy vetch)
Lineage: Eukaryota; Viridiplantae; Streptophyta; Magnoliopsida; Fabales; Fabaceae
Product: protein TORNADO 2-like
Exons: 2
Coding region: 217-1026 (269 amino acids)
Biological process (GO): auxin-activated signaling pathway
Cellular component (GO): plasma membrane; plasmodesma
Source: RefSeq, a predicted model, not a curated record